Eleginops maclovinus (Patagonian blennie) is the source of this 2511-nucleotide messenger RNA. RefSeq names its product C1q-related factor-like. Gene Ontology annotation, molecular function: protein binding. The record is from RefSeq and is a predicted model, not a curated record. Bases 828 to 1769 code for a protein of 313 amino acids. The transcript is spliced from 4 exons. NCBI's taxonomy places the organism in Eukaryota, Metazoa, Chordata, Actinopteri, Perciformes, Eleginopidae.
ACUCCAAUAAACUUAAAUAGCAUGCAUACUUUUAUUUUAUCUGCUAUUUAACACAUACGACAGAGCUAGCUUCAUUAAUAUCGUUGUGAUGAAACGGUAAAGUAAGUUAAUUUCAAGCGGAUGCUGCGGGACAAAGAGCGACAGGUAGCCUACUACACUGGUCGUGUUUAUGCAGACUUUACCACGAACAAUUUUACAAAGUUACUCACGCGAACAAGGUUACUGACGGCCGCCUGAACAGCAGCCACCGGCGCCGUCAGAUCUGGUAUAGCUUUCCCGUCAACUUCACCUUCUUCGUGCAUUAUCACCAGAUGGGAUAUCUGCUGAGCCACUGGCUCCAGGAUACUUUCUAUCGUCUUCGUGUGAAAAACCGGCAUGUUGGCAACUUUUUACCACUAUCCAAGAGAAAAACAAGGUAAUAUUCUACCAGCUAAGGAAGUUUUCUCCCAAACUCCCGCUACUACAGUCUAAAACACUCCUGGUAGCUUUUUUCCCCCAGGACAGUUUCACCCUCCGGUAUGAAGACCACAACUACUCCCGUGAAACCAUCAACGUGAAAAACUCCCAGCCAGAGAGUGAGCGUGAGCAACCUAAACGGCAACCAACGUUUCCCACCCCCUGGCCAAUCAGCGAGUGAGAAGGCAACUUCCCGGCCGUCUGUUUGGUCGACUGCGGUGUCGCUCCGUAUCAGCACCUCCCGCUUCCACACAGGUCUCCAGUUACUGAAAAAGACGUCCCCUUGUCCAUACUGGAAUGUGAGCUGCUCAAGAUGGGUGGUCUACACCUACCCCUACUGUAGUGCUGAUAAGACAAGUUCCUGCUUCUGCAUGGAGGUGGACGCACUCCCCACAGUCACCAUUUCCACCCCGGAGAGUUCCACGCUGGCUGCGCAGCCUCUUCCCCGGCUGAGCAUCGGGCGGAAGACCCUGGUGGCAGCUGCUGUGGGGGUCAUGCUGGUCUUAGUUCUGGUGGUCCUCAUCCCUGUGCUGGUCAGCUCUGUUGGCACAGGAGGCACAGAUGACAGUGGGAGCCACUUUGAGAUGCUGGGUACCUGCCGCAUGGUGUGUGACCCCUUCCCUACAACGGACACAGGUGGUCAAGCGGGUCCAGAUACAGCAACCUCAGGCCUACAUGUGGACAACGAUGUAGACCUGAGUGAUCACAGCAUUGGCCCACCACUGCCUACUUACAGUGCUAACGGCCCAUACAGCAGACAUGGACGUCCAGGCAAGCCUGGACCCCCCGGACCACCUGGACAACCAGGCCCACCAGGACCUAAGGGACCUCCAGGAGAAGGUGUGGACAUCGUACGGACGGGGAUUUUAGGUCUAGGGGGUAAAGGGGCAGUUAGUACAACCACGUACAAUACAGCACCUCGGGUGGCCUUUUUUGCAGGACUACGAAACCCUCAAGAAGGUUAUGAUAUUCUACGAUUUGAUGAUGUGGUGACUAAUAUUGGUGGUAACUAUGAGGGAGCAACAGGCAAGUUUACCUGUAAGAUUCCUGGCACCUACUUUUUCAUCUACAAUGUGCUCAUGAGGGGAGGAGAUGGCACCAGCAUGUGGGCUGACCUGAUCAAGAAUGGUCUGGUCAGGGCCAGCGCCAUCGCCCAAGACCAGGACCAGAGUUAUGACUACGCCAGCAACAGUGUCAUCCUUCAUUUGGAUGCAGGCGAUGAAGUUUUCAUAAAAUUGGAUGGGGGCAAGGCCCACGGGGGGAACAGUAACAAGUAUAGCACGUUCUCAGGUUUCAUCCUCUACGCCGACUGAAGGCUGGACAGUUUGUGGGCUCAGAGGUGAAAGGUCACUGCCAGAAGACAUUCACUUCCUGACUUUCACUUGGCUCUCGCAGUGAGGUUAAUGUUGCCCAUAGCCACUGAUCCACAGUCAGAUUGUUUAACAGAUGUUUAAGGUCAGCGUUGACAGUGACUGAAGCUGUGGAUCUUUGGCUGUCUGUAACCACCUCCUCAUCCAUAUGUUCCAUUAUAUACAGGGUGCCUAUGCCGCAAUUCUGAUGGACGCAUACAGUGACAGCCAUGUCAUGUGUCAUGCUGAGGUGCAGUAACAAUUCUGACAGGGAAGAAACCUCACCAUCACUUUUGAACUGUCAUUACAAUUUCAAGUCUCGGAAUCUAACAGUCAUGGUGACUGCAGUGUUUGUAAAUGUGCUGUUCUUAUUUAUGUUAAUAUUAUGUUUUCUCAUGCUGUUUGUACAAUAAGAUGUUGUGCUUCAAUGACUGAUGAGACAUAAUCCGCCCAGAGAAGCUCUGGUUUGUCAAAUAUUGGAUGCCAAAAUGAGAUUAUGCUAGUUUUGAACAGCAGACAGGGUCACAAACAGUAUUAUGUGUUAGUGUGAAGAUUUGGCUAAUCAUUUCACAUCAGCUGAUUAUAUUUGGCAUAUUGUUAAGUGUAUAAACUGUACAUUUGAUAUUAAUCUCGAUGUCUGAACACAAUCAAAGUAGUGUAGGCUACAUACACCAUAUUGUGUGUCUAUUAAAGAAAAUUGCUGUGA